CCGGCACUCGCCGCCAUGGGGGCCGUGACCGACGAUGAAGUUAUCCGCAAGCGACUUCUGAUCGAUGGCGAUGGUGCUGGUGACGACAGACGGAUCAAUCUGCUAGUGAAGAGUUUUAUUAAGUGGUGUAAUUCUGGCUCUCAAGAGGAAGGUUACAGUCAAUACCAACGAAUGCUGAGUACUUUAUCCCAGUGUGAAUUUUCAAUGGGAAAAACUCUUCUGGUGUAUGACAUGAACCUGAGAGAAAUGGAAAAUUACGAAAAAAUCUACAAGGAUAUAGAAAAUAGUAUAGCUGCAGCACAUGAGAAGAUUUCUGAAUGCAAAAAACAAAUCCUGCAAGCAAAAAGGAUUCGAAAAAAUCGCCAGGAAUAUGAUGCAUUGGCCAAAGUCAUACAGCAGCAUCCAGAUAGACAUGAAACACUGAAGCAGCUAGAAGCUUUGGGAAAAGAACUGCAACAUCUUUCUCACAUUAAAGAAAAUGUUGAGGAUAAGUUGGAGCUGAGAAGAAAACAGUUCCAUGUUCUCUUGAGCACCAUCCAUGAACUUCAGCAAACCCUAGAAAAUGAUGAAAAGCUUUCAGAAGCUGAAGAAUCUCAAGAAACUCAGAUGGAAGCAGAGGCCAAACAGCAGAUGUAAUAGAAGACUACCGAUCAUGCUAUGAAGAAUAUCCAAAUGUCUUCACUUUGUAUUGAAACCAACAGUAAGAGAGAUGGAGCUGAAAAACAAUUUUCUACUGCUUCUGUGAAUUGUUUUACAAAGAUACUUGUUUUGUUUAUGCUUCAGGGGAAACCAGUUACAGAUCUGUGCAGACAGGCACUUUCUGUUAAUCCACCAACUUUCUAAUUGGUGACAAAGAUAUUUUGUUUUACAAGGGAUGAAGCUUCUGCACAGUACUUGUGAACUUGUGUUUGCAAAACACUGUCAAUAAAAGGCGUUUACAAAUAGUUUCCUAUUUUUAGUAGGCAUUG
Indicator indicator is the source of this 968-nucleotide messenger RNA. It is a transcript of the gene THOC7, whose product is annotated as THO complex subunit 7. The coding region runs from base 16 to 636 and encodes 206 amino acids. NCBI's taxonomy places the organism in Eukaryota, Metazoa, Chordata, Aves, Piciformes, Indicatoridae. Gene Ontology annotation, biological process: mRNA export from nucleus; mRNA processing. The transcript has 8 exons. Gene Ontology annotation, cellular component: THO complex part of transcription export complex. The record is from RefSeq and is a predicted model, not a curated record.